UAAAAGGGACUUUUUUUUUCUAUGUGCUGAUGUCAUAGUUAGCGAAAUGGUUAAAUAAAACUUUUUCGGGAUUUGAUAUAAAUGUAGUUUAAUUACACCCUUCUUUCUUUUAUUUCCUUUAUAUAUUUUUAUUCCUUUUCUUGGGACGUAAACUCCCCUUCGAAGCCUUAUACUAAUAGAAUAGAAUAAUAUAAUAUAAUAUAUAACAAAAUGACUGGUACAGACGUUGAAGCUUCAAAGAUGUAUAUAUCUUAUAAUAAUAUUCAUCAAUUAUGUCAAGAAAUAGCACCAAAAAUUAAAGACUUUAAACCUGAUUUAAUCAUUGCCAUUGGUGGUGGUGGUUUUAUUCCUGCUAGAAUGUUACGUUCAUUUUUAAAGGAACCUGGUCAACCAAAUGUUAGAAUUAUGGCUAUUAUCUUAUCUCUUUAUGAAGAUAUUGGAACUAUAGGUAAUACUGUUGAAGAAGUUGGAACUCAAGUAGUUAGAACUCAAUGGAUCGAUUAUAAUCAAUCUAAAGUUGAUUUAGUUGGUAAAAAUGUUUUAAUUAUUGAUGAAGUUGAUGAUACUAGAACUACUUUACACUAUGCUGUAUCUGAAUUGAAAAAAGAUGUACAAGAACAAGCAAAGGCUCAAGGUGCUGAUCCAUCAUCUACAAAAUUCGGAGUCUUUGUCUUACAUGACAAACAAAAGGAAAAGAGAGCUGAUUUACCUGCUGAAAUUAUGAAUACUGGUAAUUAUUUUGCAGCAAGAUCAGUUCCUGAUGUUUGGAUCGCUUAUCCAUGGGAAUCUACUGACAUUGUUUAUCAUACAAAGAAAGCACUUGAACAAGGUAAUGAUGUAUUUUUACCUUCUACUACUGAAGAAGAUUAAUCAAUAUAUCUUCACAAAAUACUUGUAUAAUACAUAAUCUUCAAUAGAUCAGUCACUAUGAUUAGAAUCACAAAUAUUUAUAAACUAAAUUAGAAUAUUAAUACU
Scheffersomyces amazonensis is the source of this 975-nucleotide messenger RNA. It is a transcript of the gene HPT1, whose product is annotated as hypoxanthine phosphoribosyltransferase. Gene Ontology annotation, molecular function: hypoxanthine phosphoribosyltransferase activity. The coding region runs from base 211 to 870 and encodes 219 amino acids. Gene Ontology annotation, biological process: XMP salvage; GMP salvage; hypoxanthine metabolic process. NCBI's taxonomy places the organism in Eukaryota, Fungi, Ascomycota, Pichiomycetes, Serinales, Debaryomycetaceae. The transcript has a single exon. The record is from RefSeq and is a predicted model, not a curated record. Gene Ontology annotation, cellular component: cytoplasm.